Molecule: messenger RNA, 1763 nt
Organism: Apodemus sylvaticus (European woodmouse)
Lineage: Eukaryota; Metazoa; Chordata; Mammalia; Rodentia; Muridae
Gene: Slc25a38
Product: solute carrier family 25 member 38
Exons: 7
Coding region: 74-1054 (326 amino acids)
Biological process (GO): glycine import into mitochondrion
Cellular component (GO): mitochondrial inner membrane; mitochondrion
Molecular function (GO): glycine transmembrane transporter activity
Source: RefSeq, a predicted model, not a curated record
CCGGAAACUUAGAGCGGCAGGCUGGUCUCGGGUACUUUGGCCUGAGGCCGGGCGGACGGGCGGACGGGUAGGGAUGGGAGUGAACGCAGAGCCCCGGAGCCUCUCAGUCUCCGGGGCCGGGCUCACGUCCCCCAUGAUCGAGAAGGCGCGCUCGGCGCUGCUGCCGUCGCAGGAUGUAGAGGACACGGUGGAGACGCUCAUGUUACAUCCAGUGAUUAAGGCUUUCCUCUGUGGCUCCAUCAGUGGGACCUGCUCCACGCUCCUCUUCCAGCCUCUGGAUCUCCUCAAAACCCGCCUGCAGACCCUGCAGCCCUCAGACCCAGGGCCCAGGCGUGUUGGGAUGUUGGCUGUAUUCUUGAAGGUGGUUCGCACUGAAAGUCUUCUAGGCCUUUGGAAAGGGAUGUCUCCUUCCAUUGUGAGGUGUGUCCCUGGUGUAGGAAUCUACUUUGGCACUCUGUAUUCUUCGAAGCAGUAUUUCUUGCGAGGCCAUCCUCCCACCGCCCUGGAGUCCGUCAUCCUGGGUAUGGGCUCGCGCUCUGUGGCAGGAGUCUGCAUGUCACCCAUCACAGUGAUCAAGACACGCUACGAGAGUGGGACUUACAGCUAUGAGAGCAUCUAUGCAGCCCUGAGGAGCAUCUACUGCAGCGAGGGCCACCGUGGCCUCUUCAGGGGCCUGACAGCAACUCUCCUUCGUGAUGCCCCCUUCUCAGGGCUCUACCUCAUGUUUUACAGCCAGACCAGGACCACAGUGCUCCUCGGCACAGCCCGGCCAGAUGCUGUGCUGACGCCCCUUGUGAACUUCUCCUGUGGGCUCUUUGCUGGUGUGCUGGCUUCCCUGGUGACUCAGCCUGCAGACGUGAUCAAGACUCACAUGCAACUCUCCCCGGUGAAGUUUCAGUGGAUCGGCCAGGUGGCCGCUCUCAUCUUCAAGAACCAUGGGCUGCGUGGCUUCUUUCACGGCAGUGUUCCCCGGGCCCUCCGUAGAACGCUGAUGGCCGCCAUGGCGUGGACUGUCUAUGAGGAGAUGAUGGCCAGGAUGGGCCUGAAGUCCUGACGAGAGGGCUGGCUCCUGCUGUGGGCCGCUGCAGCCCACUCUCCUGGAGUCAGGUGAAGAGCAUGCUGUCUGAGGAGCCAGGCACAAGUGCAGUUGCCUUGAGUCCCGCAUUCAGAGAGAGCGCGGCUGGGUGGCUGGGCCACAGGCAUGGAGUCCCCAGUACCCACCGCUCUGUACACACUUGCCAUCAGUGCUGCACACGGGACAGAAGCCGAGCAUGGCUGAGAGGAGGCCUCUGGGGGUCGCUGGUUCAGCCACCUGCCUACUUUACAGGGCGCCUUAGAAAUGUUGGUAAUGAAGGAGCCCCACCAUAGAGGAGGUGUGGGCCUCCUGCUGUCUGAGGGCCGGACCCUCAUGCUAGGGAAGACUGCACCUGAGAGAGCUGCGGUGGGCCAGGGAGAUGCCUCAGCAAGGAAAGGUGCGUGACAGGCCUGCGGUGGAGAGAAUCGCUGCAAGUUGACCUGAUUUCCUCAUGCACUGUGGCAAGCACCCAGACCCAGUAAACAAAUGAAUGUAUUACUUUUUAAAAUAAAGACAUCAGCAGGGUGGAGACUGUGACAGAAACAAAACAGAACAAGAAAGCCAAGGUAGUUGUUUUGUUCCUAGGCCAGCCACCCCCUGUGGGCCCCGGAGCCGGGGCAGCCCUUCACAUAUUCUGUUGUAACCUAUGCUGCUCUCACACUCCAUAAUUAAAGUUCACAGGAACACA